This is a messenger RNA of Fraxinus pennsylvanica, 723 nucleotides long. NCBI's taxonomy places the organism in Eukaryota, Viridiplantae, Streptophyta, Magnoliopsida, Lamiales, Oleaceae. The record is from the annotation of a GenBank genome assembly.
AUGGAAAAAAAUAGACAGAUGGCGCUACAGGCAACUCUCAUUCCACUGAAGACGUAUUCGAUAUCAAAGGCAAAGGUCAGGCAAUCAUCUGAAAGAAUACAAUCCAGUAUAGGAGCCACACAAUGGAUAUUAAGCGGUUCUUCACACAUCGAAGAGAUUGAAGAGGAUUACAGUUCAUUGGCAGAGGCUCACUACGAAUUUACUCCAUUCCAUGAAUUACAUGCACACAUAGGUUCUGACAAAGAAUUAGGCAUCUCUUUAUCGACAAAGACAGGUUCAUCGCUGAUUAUAAAUCCAACAUUCCAAAAACUAUGCCAUUUUACUGAAUGGGUGCAGUCAUGUACUGAAAUGCUUCUGCAGACCAUCGUUUCAAAGGAUUAUGUAUUGAUUAACUCAACUACCACUUCUUGCACUCCACAAAACAACUUGAUUCCUAUAAAACAUAUAUUGGAACACCUUUCUUCAACGAUCGAACAGAAGGUGGAGAUGAUUGGCUUACACGAGAGAAGAUUGAGGAAGUGCCUGUCAAAAUUGAAAGGGACAGAAAAAGUAGAAGUGGAUGGCAAUAAUCAGAAAGUAAUGGUGACAGGUUAUGCACAUAGAAACAAAAUACUAAAAGCAGUAAGGAGAGCUGGCCUCAAAGCAGACUUCUGGUCUCCACAAAAUGAUCUACUCAAUGCAUAUGCCUAUGGAAGCUUAAGAUUCAACAACCUCAACUUCUAG